Molecule: messenger RNA, 3936 nt
Organism: Anolis carolinensis (green anole)
Lineage: Eukaryota; Metazoa; Chordata; Lepidosauria; Squamata; Anolidae
Product: zinc finger protein 271
Exons: 5
Coding region: 966-3206 (746 amino acids)
Biological process (GO): regulation of transcription by RNA polymerase II
Molecular function (GO): RNA polymerase II cis-regulatory region sequence-specific DNA binding; DNA-binding transcription factor activity, RNA polymerase II-specific
Source: RefSeq, a predicted model, not a curated record
GAUAUAGGAUAGGUGACGACUUAUUCAACAUCAGCCCCAGGUGGCGCAGUGGGUUAAAGCCUUGUGACUUAAAGGUUGGGCUGCUGAUCUGCAAGCUGCCAGGUUCGAACCCCACCUGGGGAAGAGUACAGAUGAGCUCCCUCUCUCAGCUCCAGCUCCAUGAGAGAAGCCUCCCACAAGGAUAGUAAAACAUCAAAAACAUCCGGGCGUCCCCUGGGCAACGUCCUUGCAGACGGCCAAUUCUCUCACUCCAGAAGCGACUUGUAAUUUCUCAAGUCACUCCUGACACGAAAAAAAAAUGUUAAAAUUAUCUUGGAAUCUUUGGGACAACAUGUUUGACAUGCGCCAACUGUGUUUUGCAGCAGCUAAAAAUGCCAAUGUGAUGCCAAAAGUGCCUAGAUCGAGGGUAGUCAUGGUGCCUUUGUAUUCUGCUUUGGUCAGACCCUGUCAUGGUUCGCAAAGGCACUGUGCUGUGUGUGUUAACUGGAGAGUGAAGCGCAUGAAGUCGAUUGGAGACUAGGACUCAGAGCCAUGGGUUCAAAUCUCUGGAAAGGAGAUUCCGCCUGAACAUGAGGAAGAACUCCCUUACCGUACAAGCCGUUCAACGGUGGCACUCUCUGCCUCGGAAUGGGAUGGAAGCGCUUUCCUUGGAGGCCUUUAGCCAGGCCUUCCUCUGAAGGGUUAAAGCCACCGAGAGAGGAAGGAAAGAAGGGCCUCCCAGAGGCGAAGCCCCGCCCCUUUCCGGCCGGUGCCGAGCGUCCCUUCCUAGAGCGGCACCGGAAGAGGCUCGGGCUGAGGGGGGGAGAGAGGAGCGGUCCUUCAGAGUAUUUACAGGAUAUCAUUCACCUUGUUUUGUUUGCAGGCCCCACCAGUUCUCCCAGUGCUCCCACUUUGAAUAUCAUCUGAGAGAAGAGGUGGACACAUCUUCAUCCAGUUUGGAGGCAGCCUAGAAGCACAGAACCAAGAUGGAAGGGCAAGAGCCAGCUGCCGCCCAGUUAGAGGUAUUUUCUUCUGUUGUUGAGACAGAGAACUAUAGAGCAUUCUGGGAGGACCCUUGGAGGAAAGACCGGGAGAGAAGUCUGCUCCAUUCAGGCUUUCAGGACUUCCACUAUGAGGAGGCCUUGGGGCCCCGGGAGGUUUGCAGCCGCCUCCACUCUCUCUGCCGCCUGUGGCUGAAGCCUGAGGAACAUACAAAGGCAGAGAUGCUGGACCUGGUGCUCCUGGAGCAGUUCCUGGCCGUCCUUCCUGCGGAGAUGGAGCUCUGGGUGAGGGAAUGUGGGGCAGAGACCAGUUCCCAGGCCGUGGCCCUGGCAGAAGGCUUCCUCCUGAGUCGGGAAGAAGAGAGGAAGCAGGAGAAGCCCCAGGUGCAGGACUCAUUUGCAGAUGAGACCAGUCAGGUGGAGGAGUCUCCUUCAGACACCAUGUGCAUUGCCCAGACUGGAAAUAGAGCAUAUUUGACAGUUGGCAAUGAAACAUGGGGAAUUGAUAGUAGCACAACUUUCCAUGAUUCUCUUCUAAGAAGAGAUUCUACGGGACCAGAUCAGGUGAUAUUUGAAGAUGUGUCUGUGGAUUUCUCAGAGGAAGAGUGGGCCCUCUUGGAUCCAAGCCAAAAAGCCUUCCACCAGCAAAUCAUGGAGGAGAAUUUAGGGAUUGUGUCAUCUCUAGCCAUGUCAAUAGAGGAGACACCGUUUAAAUAUUUGGAAGAUGGAAUUGAUUUCAAUAGGAAGGACGCGCUCACCUUUUCUCAAGGAACUCACACAAGGGAUAAACCAUUUAAAUGCUUGGAGUGUGGAAAGAACUUCCAUCAGAAGGCACACCUUGUUAUCCAUCAGAGAAACCACACAGGAGAAAAGCCAUUUAAAUGCUUGGAAUGUGAAAAAGGUUUCUCUCAGAAGAUAAGCCUUGUUCAUCACAGGGCAUUUCACAAAAGAGAGAAGCUAUUUAAAUGCUUGCAGUGUGGAAAGAGCUUUAGUCAAAAGGGAAGCCUUAUUUGUCAUCAAGCAACUCACACAGGAAUAAAGCCAUUCAAAUGCUUGCGGUGUGAAAAGAGCUUCAGUCUAAAGGGAAACCUUAUUCGUCAUCAGGCAACUCACACAGGAGUAAAACCAUUUAAAUGUUUGCAGUGUGAAAUGAGCUUCAGUCAAAAGCACGACCUUAUUCGUCAUCAGGCAACUCACACAGAAGAGAAGCCAUUUAAAUGCUUGCAGUGUGAAAAGAGCUUUGGUCAAAAGGGAAGCCUUAUUAGUCAUCAGGCAAUUCACACAGGAGAGAAGCCUUUCAAGUGCUUUCUUUGUGAAAUGAGCUUCAGUUACAAGCACAUGCUUAUUCGUCAUCAGGCAACUCACACAGGAGUAAAGCCAUUCAAAUGCUUGCAGUGUGAAAAGAGUUUUAUUUACAAGCACGCCCUUAUUCGUCAUCAGGUAACUCACACAGGAGUAAAGCCAUUUCAGUGCUUGCAGUGUGAAAAGAGCUUCAGUCACAAGCACGUUCUUAUUCGUCAUCAGACAACUCACACAGGAGUAAAGCCAUUUCAGUGCUUGCAGUGUGAAAAGAGCUUCAGUGAGAAGAGAAGCCUUAUUAGUCAUCAGGUGACUCACACAGGAGUAAAGCCAUUUCAAUGCUUGCAAUGUGAAAAGAGCUUCUGUCAGAAGAGAAACCUUAUUUGUCAUCAGAAAACUCACACAGGAGACAAGCCAUUUCAAUGCUUGCAGUGUGAACAGAGUUUCAGUGUAAAGGGAAGCCUCAUUAGUCAUCAGGUAACUCACACAGGAGAAAAGCCAUUUAAAUGCUUGCAGUGUGAAAAGAGUUUCAUUGUAAAGGGAAGCCUCAUAAGUCAUCAAUCAACUCACACAGGAGAGCUGCCAUUUCAAUGCCUGCAGUGUGAAAAGAGUUUCAGUGUAAAGGGAAGCCUUAUUCGUCAUCAGGCAACUCACACAGGAGAGAAGCCAUUUAAAUGCUUGCAGUGUGAAAAGAGCUUCAGUCAAAAGAGCAAUCUUAUUUGUCAUCAGAAAACUCACACAGGAGAGAAGCCAUUUAAAUGCUUGCAGUGUGAAAAGAGCUUUAGUCUAAAGGGAAACCUAAUUAUUCAUCAGGCAAUUCACAUAAGAAUAAAGCCAUUCGAAUGCUCAGUAUGUGAAAAGAGCUUUAGUCAAAAGGGAAGCCUUAUUCGUCAUCAGCAGACUCACACAGAAAUAAAGCCCAUUUGAAUGCUCAGUGUGUUUAAAGAGCUUCGGUCACAAGUACGUCUUUACUCGUCAUUAAGGAAACCACACAAGAGACAAACCAUUUAAAUGUUUGGAAUGUGGAAGAGGUUAUCUCAGAAGUUAGACCUUGUUCAUCACAAGGCAAUUCGCACAGGAGAAAAGCCUUUUAUUUGUGUUGAUUGCGGAAAGAGCUUCCGUCAGAAAGGAGCCCUUUUUCCUCAUCAGGCAACUCGGAGUAGAAAUAAAAACAUAGUUUGGAAAGAGCAGCAGUUGAAAUACAAGCCGCCUUUUUUAAUUGUCAACCCAGAAGGAAAAAUGGAUUAAAAGAUGAGCACCAACCCCCAGAGUCAGAAAUGACUGGACUUAACGUCAGGGGAAACCUUUACCUUUACUGCUUUGUUUUAGGACAGAGGGUGCAUGAAUCUUUGUCAUAAAAACACUGAAUUAAAAAGCUGUGGCUUUGGGGGGAAAUAAUAACCUGAUCAAUUUUCUUUCGUAAAAUAUCUCAUUAAGCAUAAGUGAUAACAUUUUUUAUCCAUUCAUGCAUUCUGGUUACUGCAAAUAUUUCCUGUCAUGCGAUAUUCAGGGUUAAAAAUAUAUUUAAUUCAGACAUUUGAUGAGAAGUGUGGGAAUGGGUUUGAUUAAUGACUAACAGCCCUGUGUACCAUGUAAUUCUAUGUAUGUGGGACUGGGUUUUCUUUUAUGAAAUAUCGAAUAAAGCAUAACUGAUAAA